Chiroxiphia lanceolata (lance-tailed manakin) is the source of this 1104-nucleotide messenger RNA. RefSeq names its product rho GTPase-activating protein 9-like. Gene Ontology annotation, molecular function: protein binding. The coding region runs from base 1 to 705 and encodes 234 amino acids. The transcript has 6 exons. The record is from RefSeq and is a predicted model, not a curated record. Lineage: Eukaryota; Metazoa; Chordata; Aves; Passeriformes; Pipridae.
AUGCUGCCGGGGCGGCGGUGGCGCCGGGCCGGGCCGGCCGUGCCCCUGCGGGCGCUGUUCGGGUACCGGUACCGGGCGGAGGACGGGCGGGAGGUGGCGAUGGCCGCGGGGGAGCGGCUGCUGCUGCUCCGCAGGGCCACCCCGGACUGGUGGCAGGUGCGGCGGCCCGGGGACCCCCCCUGGGCGCGACCCUUCUUCGUCCCCGCCACCUACGUGGCCGAGGAGGAGCCGGGUGACAGCGGGACCCGGAGCCCGCGGACCCCCGGGCAGCCCGCCUGGGGGGGCGGCAGUGCUGCUCGCCGGAGGACCUGUGUGCCCCCUCCGCGUCCCCCCCCCCGCGCCGUGGGCACCGGCACCGGCCAGCUGGCAGGGGGGGUCAUCCCCACCCCCGCGCAGUGCCAGUCCCAGCAGGACACUGGGGGCCGACCCCUCUCUGCCGAGCCCCCCCGGACGACGGCAGGACAGAGCCCCGGAGGUGUGGGGCAGGUGACCCAUGACGGGAGCCUCGCUCACCACAGCCCUGAGGACUGGGGGGCCGACCUUGCCCAGGCAGCAGCCCCCCAAGAGCAGCGUGGAUUCAUGGGAGGCUGCCCUGGCCUGAACCCUGACUCCACAGAGCAGCAAGAAGGUCCUCCAGGCUCAGCUGACCACAAACAGGCCUUUUUUGUGUCCACCAAACCUGUAAAUCGUUGCCCUUUAAAGUAACAAGUCAACAUUGGCUGAUUGCGAGAGAUUUGUUGUGCCCACAUAAUAUGUGGUACGUUUGUACUGCCAAAACCUCCAGUGCGACAUCUCUCUCACCUCAGACCUUGUGCAGUGAAAUAAACCUUUUCUCCUGCUUUAAUGUGACAAGAAGGAUGAGGUGUCCAAGCCAUGACGUGAAUCUCCCAAGUAUUAUCAGCGUCAACGAUUCCAGGGAGCACAAAAAGUCCUGAAUGAGUUGUGGAUGAGCACCCUAACAAAAAUGCGCUGUAACCGUUCCCUGGUGGUCCCCAAACCCCCGUGGGGAGUAACUGCAAAGCUGUAUCAGUUAACAAGACUGACCGGGAGAUUACCAGGUCCACUCCAGCACUCCCUGCGGUGGCUGGCAGAGAGCAGGGACGC